AUGCAAACUCUUCUGCUGCCGGCAGCUUGCUCCAGCGUCGCGCGGCCAGCUCCGCCGUGCAACCAGACGUUUUUAGGAGCCUUACCGAGAAAUCCCCUCCGCAAAUUUCUUCGCUUUGGCGUUGCCGGCGAUCCUCAUUCAUCUCCUUCCUCACUGAAAUUCGUCGAUGUUUUCUCCCGUCCGUACUACAUUUUAAGUAACCGCAGCGUUAAAACCCUAGCCUCGGACCCCAUUGCCUUUGGUUAUAGCUCUCCAAAUGAUGAGCCCGACAAAGCCAAGCUCGCUCAGGUUUCAAAGAGAUUAGAGAAAACGUCGAGGUAUUUCAAGAGGUUGGGAAGUUUUGGAUUUUGGGGGCAGCUAAUCUGCACGAUUGUAGCCGCUGUGAUCCUCUCGUUUUCUAAUCUUAUAAGCGGGAAGAUCACAUCGCCUGCUACCUUUUAUGCUACGGCUGGUGGCAUUGCAGCUGCAUUCAUUUCUGUCUUUUGGUCUUUCGGCUAUAUCCGGUUGUCAGAUAAACUCCGUAAAACAGCAAAUGAUCCUUCAAAGGCACCUCCUCGUGCGGAUGUCGUGAAGAGCCUGAAGAAUGGCAUAGUUGUAAAUCUAUUGGGAAUGGGUGCUGCUAUACUCGGUAUGCAAGCAACUGUGGGCUUGUUGGUGGCAAAAGCUCUCACAACUUCAGCCACUCCUUAUUAUCAGGGUAUCCCUCCUGGGAACACUCCUGUUCUUGCCUUGGAUGUGUUCUUGGUCCAGGCAUCUGCUAACACUAUACUUUCGCAUUUUCUGGGGCUCUUCUGCUCAUUGGAGCUAUUGCGUUCUGUCACGUUACCACCUACUGAACCUGUUCCCCUUCCUAAGCUUGCAUGA
Striga hermonthica is the source of this 864-nucleotide messenger RNA. Lineage: Eukaryota; Viridiplantae; Streptophyta; Magnoliopsida; Lamiales; Orobanchaceae. The record is from the annotation of a GenBank genome assembly.